CGUAUGAAGGUAUCAAAGUAAUUUGGUAGAGUAGAUUGGCUUCACCAUUUUGUUUCCUCCUCUGAAAUCAAUGCCGGCUCUUCACUUACUAAAUUCAACCUUCUCUAAUCUCCACGCUGAUAAAUUCCAGAACGCAAAUUUCGCCAAACUUCCCUCAUGGGUAUCCCUCAAAUCCAACAAAUCAUCGCCCAAAUCCCCCGAAACUCACCGCGGAGAGCUCGAAAACGUCCAUCUACUCUCCCUCUCGAAACAGGACAAGCUCAAAGAAGCCCAUGAAUACCUUCUCCAAAUGCACCAUUUCAACAUCCCCGUCUCCCCUCAAUCGUAUAAGCACCUGCUGCACACAUGUUCCAAGCUGAAGUCGUUAAAAUUCGGCAAACUGAUCCACCGCCGUUUGCCGGAAGACCCUCCGGAUUAUCUUGUUAACUGCGUUCUCGGAAUGUACUGUGAUUGCGGGAGUUUGUCCGAUGCGCGGAAACUGUUUGAUGAAAUGCCUGAGAGAAGUAUGGGUUCUUGGGUCGUAAUUAUAUCUGCUUACGCAGAUGAAGGGCUGUUGGAGGAUGCUGUGAAACUGUAUUUGAGUAUGCAAGAUUCCGACUUUAAGCCGAAUCCGUAUGUUUACGUCUGUCUAUUGAAGUCUUUUUCAGAAUCUUGGUGUUUGGAGAUUGGGAAACAGAUGCAUUGUCGAGUAAUCAAGGCCGGGUUUGGUGAUAACGUAGCGUUGGAUACUGCGUUAUGCAAUAUGUAUGUGAAAUGCAGGAGCUUGGAUUGCGCGGAGAGAUUAUUCGGUCUGAUGAAUGAGAAGAAUGUAGUUUCAUACACCACGAUGAUGGUGGGGUGUGCUCAAGCAAAUAGGCAUCAUGAUGCAUUGAGAUUUUUCGAAAGAAUGGUUGAUGAAGAUGUCGAUUUGGAUGAGUUUGCGUUUUCGAUAACUCUGAAGGUUUGUGCAGCGCUCAUUGAUCGAAAAUUGGGCGAGCAAGCUCAUGGGUUGAUCGUGAAGCACGGGAUACAACGCGAGGUCUCUGUGGGGACGCCUCUCGUGGACUUCUAUGUGAAAUGUGGAGACGUUGAGUCCGGUAUCCGAGCGUUUGAGGCUAUAGAUGAGCCGAAUGAUGUGUCUUGGAGUGCUUUAUUGUGUGGCUAUUCUCAAAUUGGGGAGUUUGAGAAAUGCAUCGAUGUUUUCAAGCGAUUGAGAAGUGAAGGUGUUGUUUUGAACAGAUUCAUGUACACAAGCAUAUUUCAAGUGUGCUCUGCUUUUGCGGAUUUCAAUUUCGGAUCGCAGGCUCAUGGCGAUGCGAUAAAGAGAGGGCUUGUUUCGUAUCUCUACGGAGAGAGUGCGAUGAUCACGAUGUAUGCCAAGUGUGGGAAGUUGGACUACGCGUUUCGAGCAUUUGAGUCCAUGGAUGCACCGGAUACUGUGGCGUGGACAGCCAUGAUCGCUGGCUGUGCUCACCAUGGGAAGGCCUCGGAGGCCAUUUCCCUUUUCAGGAAAAUGCAGGCUUCCGGGGUGAGGAUCAACGCCGUCACUUAUGUGGCGAUCCUCACGGCCUGCAGCCAUGCCGGUUUGGUUCGAGAAGCAGAGGAGUUUUUUCGAUCCAUGGGUAGUAAAGCGACGAUUGAUCACUACAACUGUAUGAUCGAUGCCUACUCUCGAGCCGGAUUAUUGAAACAAGCGUUUGAUUUGAUAAAGGGAAUGCCAUUCGCGGCGGAUGCCAUGAGCUGGAAGAGUUUGCUUGGGGGCUGCUCGAUCCACAGGGAGUACGAGAUCGGGAGAGCCGCUGCGGACGAGCUCCUCCGGCUUGACCCCCAUGACGCUGCUGCUUAUGUCCUCCUGUUUAACAUGCACGCUUCGUGUGGGAGGUGGGAGGAGGCGGCGGGGGUGAGGAGGCUGAUGGCGGAGAGGGGCGUGCGGAAGGAGACGGGGUGCAGCUGGAUCAGCAUUGGUGGGGAGGUGCAUCGCUUCGUGGUGGGGGAUCGGCACCAUCCCCGGGCGGAGGAGGUGUACGCGAAGGUGGACGAGAUGGGAUUCGGGGAAACGAGUGAGGAUGUCGUGUUGUUGAGUGAGGAAGACGAGGUGUGGAGGGAGAGGAAGAGACAGGAGAUGGUGCACAGCGAGAGGCUGGCGAUAGGGUACGGGCUGAUAGCGACGGCUCCAACGUCGGCGAUUGUUGUUUUCAAGAACCUGAGGGCGUGCAGAGGCUGCCAUGAGUUUGGUAAGCAUGUGUCGCUCGUGACGGGACGGGAGAUUGUGGUUCGAGAUUCAAAUAGAUUCCAUCGCUUCAUAAACGGAGAAUGCUCGUGUGGGGAUUACUGGUAGCUGGCAGUGAAAAAGAUUGUUGCCGGCGUCAGAAGGGAGAGGGCAAUAUAACGGUUGUUGCGUAUAAUGAAUGACAGAUGAAGAACAGUAACGCAAAAGACAGUGUGGGAUCGUUGGCAUAUUCAAAGCCCAUAUUUAGCUGCGUUUUCGAACUUCAUGGGCGACAGUGGGAUGGGUCGACCUCAUUCCCAAAUUGUGGUGAUCAUGAACAAAAAAUACAUUUCAUCUUAUGACAAAAACUGCCAUUAAAUGGCACACUUCAUUCCUUCA
Salvia hispanica is the source of this 2587-nucleotide messenger RNA. RefSeq names its product Pentatricopeptide repeat (PPR) superfamily protein (gene RARE1). Gene Ontology annotation, molecular function: zinc ion binding; RNA binding; protein binding. The record is from RefSeq and is a predicted model, not a curated record. Gene Ontology annotation, biological process: RNA modification. Lineage: Eukaryota; Viridiplantae; Streptophyta; Magnoliopsida; Lamiales; Lamiaceae.